AUGAAUUUAAAAUGGAAUUUGCUUUUUUUUUCGCUCAUCAUUGAGCAUUUCAUUUUAGUUAACUGUACUGUCCGAAAAAAACAUUAUUAGAGUCAUUCAAUAGUUUCUGAAUAUUCAAUCCCUAAAAGUCUCACAACAAAUCCAAUAAUUGAGUAAAAUUACAAUCCUGAGGAAUCUAUGUGCAUAUGGAAAGAUGAUUUAGAUAACAUUUAUAAUCUUUCUCUCCUUUAAAAGUCAGAUUCGUAUUGGCAUGUUGAUAUUAGAACUACUGAGCAACAAAAUUUUAAGAUAUCAUUAAUUUUUAAUUUUUGCAAUAAUUUUCCUUAUAUUGCAUGCUCCGAAAACUAAGCUAAUACAAAGCAAUCCAACACACACUAUGGCGCAUACCAAUAAAUAACAUUUUAAAACGUACAGUCCUUGGAUUAGUGCUCUGCUUUUGGAUAAUAUGAUAAAUCUCUUGUAGAACUCAUAGAUUACUACUAAGUUGGUCAAGGUAUUAAAAUUGUAUAUAGAGGAGGGGAUAUUUGUACUUCAAGUGAAAAUCAUAUGGACUAAGAAAAAGAAAAAAGUAUUACUUUUCUGAUAUAUUGCUCAUCAGAAAAAGAUAAAGAAGAAAAUUUUACAAGUCUCCCAAUAGAUGGGAUUAGUGUUACUUCUUGCAAUCCAGUUCUAUAGAUAAAGCACCCAGGAGGUUGCUAUUAAGGAUAAAUCCUUAAAUAAAAGCAUAAAAUUAAUCAUCCUAUAUUCUUAUUCUUUUUAACUCUGAUAAUAUUUAUCUUUAUAUUAACAAUAAUUAUAAUUACCAUAUUCAACUGUGUUGAAAAUAAUGUUAAGGGAUUUAUGGCUAUUCCCUUCUACUAAGAUUUUAAGAUGUUUAUUUAAAGAUAUUCAAAUUAAACAAACUGUAGGAUGUCUGAUUCUUUUGCUUCCUCACUCGAUAAUUAAUAUGUAUCUACAGAUAAAAAUCUAUUUGCUUAUAAACCUGUCUGA
Molecule: messenger RNA, 990 nt
Organism: Tetrahymena thermophila SB210
Lineage: Eukaryota; Ciliophora; Oligohymenophorea; Hymenostomatida; Tetrahymenidae
Product: transmembrane protein, putative
Exons: 1
Source: RefSeq, a predicted model, not a curated record